UAUGUUUUAUUUUGCAGGUAACAACAGGACCCAAUAACACCUGUGUGAAUGACUUCACGGGGACCUCAUCAGCUUGCCCUCUAGCUUCCGGAAUAUUUGCAUUAACACUACAAGCAAAUCCAGCACUGACCUGGAGAGACAUGCAGCAUAUGUUGGUUGAAUAUUCUAUAUCUUCAGGUCUACAUGCUGACGCAAAUUUCUACACGAAUGCUGCUGGUAAAACAGUAAGUCAUUGGUUCGGAUUCGGGUUAAUGGACGCUGAGGCGAUGGUGGACAACGCGCCAUCUUGGAAAAAUGUACCUUCUAGUACAAUCUGCUCAUCAACGCAAAUUGACGUGGAUAGAAAUUCAGUGACGUCAUCGAUGGCGAGCACGUACUCUGCCAGCCAGUGUUUCAUAAGCUAUCUAGAGCACGUGAUUGUUACCAUAAGAUACCGUGCCUCGAGACGAGGAAAUGUUGAAUUCUAUCUCGACUCGCCGUCGGGUACUCGAAGUAAAAUAUUCAGAUCGAUAACUAACGAUUCGUCGUCGUCGUCAAUAACCUGGGAUUUUAUGUCCGUUCAUACAUGGGGCGAAAACCCGGAAGGUAACUGGACAUUAACUAUGUCUGAUGCAAACGUUGGAACAAGUAUGAAUCUUUAUUACUGGAGUAUACAGUUUUAUGGCACUGUCACAGAUCCAUUAGCUGGAAUUCCUGCUGCUGGUGAAUUUGGUGGUUUGUGCAUAGAUUCCGCGGAAUGUAGUGCUCUCACAGAUGGUGGUUGUUUACAGGACGGUAAAAUCUGUGUCGUCUGCAACGACGGAUAUCGCGUGAUUGACAUAUAUUGUAAACAGGAUGGUCGGUUAGGUGGAUAUUGUGAUGACAAUGUAACGUGUGCAACCACUUCUCUUGACUGUAUCAACAAUGUAUGCGAAGAAAAGGAGCAAGACGAAGAAACUGACAAUACGCCACUUAUCGUGGGCGCCGUUAUCGGGGCUUGUGUUGGUAUAGCCCUGCUGGUUGGUGCUGGCUACAUUCUAUACAAAGGUUGUACUGGUGUUAAAGCGACCUCUGCCGUCACCCCUGCACUAUAUGUACGACCACCAGUGUAUUCAUCACAACCUCCGCUAUAUUCUUCAUCCGGGGCAACUGCAAACCAACGUAUACCAUAUGUCAGCCAUUUUGAAAACAGUAUGUCAUCAUUUCAAUCACGGUAAUGGUGUUACAUUUCAGUUUUUUCAUGUUUCAGUUAAAAUUUCUAAUUAUUAUUUUGUUUGAUUUUAAAUAUUAAAAUUAUCCUUACUUUGUAACUCAAAAUUUUUUUUUUCAACAAACAAGAACAUUUAGAAAAUGAUGAUUGUUUCAGACAUAGGCACACAUUUAAUCGACUAUUUUGCAGAAUUUGUAAAAUGUUGUUCUGUUUCUUACAUGAAAUUUUCAUUAUGUCAGAGAUAUAGAUUUAUAUAUCACCAGGGUAACUUUAAUUAAGAUUCAAAAAGCGUUGGUCGAUUCAAUUUUUUUAUUAUUAAAUUUUACUUUUUCAUUUCUUAAAUAUAUAUGACACACCUACAAUCAAUACUGUUGAUAUUUUAAGUAUCAAAUACUAAUGCUUCUGUCGGAAAUAAGCUUCUGAGCUUUCAUGUUCAUUUGUACAAGCCUAGAAUUUUAUGUAAAUCUGUACAUGUUACAUGCCACAGUGUUGUUAUGUUUCUAGCUAUUUAGUUUCAGUGUAAAUAUAUCAUGUUUAAAAUUCUGAGCUAGUUGAUAUUAAAAUAUGGCAGCUCAACUUUCUGUGAUAGCUAAAUGCUUACUGUAUGUGAUAUCUUGAUAUUUUCUUUAUAUAUUCAUUAAGUUAUUAUUCUGUAUACCUUGAAUAUGUUAUCAUUGUUUGUGUAUCUUACUGUUUGUUUUGUAACUUGCAAAUGUGCAUAUUUAAAAUAAAACAACCAAUCAAAUGUAAGGGUAAGGUAAUAUUGUUAUUACUUAAGUAAAUUUGCAUAAUAAAAGAAACAAAACUGA
Molecule: messenger RNA, 1998 nt
Organism: Ruditapes philippinarum (Manila clam)
Lineage: Eukaryota; Metazoa; Mollusca; Bivalvia; Venerida; Veneridae
Product: proprotein convertase subtilisin/kexin type 6-like
Exons: 8
Coding region: 141-1196 (351 amino acids)
Biological process (GO): protein processing
Cellular component (GO): Golgi membrane; trans-Golgi network
Molecular function (GO): serine-type endopeptidase activity
Source: RefSeq, a predicted model, not a curated record